Molecule: messenger RNA, 2653 nt
Organism: Paramacrobiotus metropolitanus
Lineage: Eukaryota; Metazoa; Tardigrada; Eutardigrada; Parachela; Macrobiotidae
Product: dipeptidyl peptidase 3-like
Exons: 12
Coding region: 194-2542 (782 amino acids)
Biological process (GO): proteolysis
Cellular component (GO): cytoplasm
Molecular function (GO): dipeptidyl-peptidase activity; metalloexopeptidase activity
Source: RefSeq, a predicted model, not a curated record
CCCUGAGCUUUCCGGUAAAGCACCGAUCUAUGUUUUCGGCCAAUUGGUAAAUGUAAUCUUCUUGUUUGUAGCAGUUUUGUUGUGACCACAAGCGCGGUUAGCUGCGUAUGAUUAGCAAUAGUACUUUAUAUUAAUUAAUAGCAACCGACCAGUUUCUAUUUUCUGUUAGUAAAAACUGCAACAUUGAUAUCUGAUGCUGCCAAAAGCAAUUUUUAUGAUGGACAUAAUGUUUUUUUCGCGAUUGAUAUUAUUUACUGCCAUAUGCAGUGAUUAUGUGUUAUCGCAAAAUAUCAACAACGCAUCGGUUGGGAUACCGGCAAAUAAUACGAUGCCGUCUUUCAACGGUGUGCCGCCGGAAGUUGACCUGAGGCAACAUUCUAUUGUGACUGAUACUCCCAUUGCAUUCAUCCAGAGCCAAAGUGCUUUCGACACGCUAUCCCCAACUGAAAAGCUGUAUGUUCAUCAUUUUUCACGGGCCUCUUGGUUGGGCGGCCUCAUCGACUUGUACCAGACAUCCGUGGAAAGUCCCUAUAUCUUUCUGCUACUGCAGCAAAUCUUCAGAACGGAGAACGUCGAAGAUUAUGCCCGCAAGAAGUGUGAUUUUUCCCCGGGCGACUGGGAUGCUCUGCAGAAAUAUGCCGCCGGGGUCUAUCACAAUCUGGGCAACUAUCAUUCCUACGGGAUGCGCAAAUUUAUCCCCUUGGUAUCGCAGACCAAAGUAGAGUGUCUCGUGCAGACGCUGGUGCUGAGCACGCCCACCAAUGCCAGUUUCGUGACCUUGACGUCCCUGUGGAACAAUGCCGGUGCACUUAUGUACAAUAUGGCUAGUCGCUACCGGCUGAACGCUCUCAAGCCAGCCGGAAUUACCACUUACUUUUCUGCUAACUGUGACGAGAAAGAUGCUAAGCUGGUGCAGGAAUACAUGAGUGCCCGCAACAUUGAGGGCUGGAAUAAUCGUGUAAUCAAAACGGAUGCCGGAAAUGGCCGGGUACUGUACGAGAUACGGUUUGCCAGUGUGUACACGAGCAAUGAUACGCUGGACGGGCUGCGGCUGGGCUUUGUCGAGGAUUUUGAAAAUAGUUCCUUCUUUCUCACAAGAGGAGAUUUUUCGGAACUGCUAAUUCGAACCAAUGUGGAGCUCAUGGAAGCUAGUCGAUAUGCCAGCAAUGUUUUGGAACAACAAAUCAUCAAUGCCACCAUCGAGAGCUUCACAACGGGAUCCAUUAAUGCCCAUAAAAGGGCAUCACAGUCUUGGGUAUUAAAUAAAAUGCCGGCUCUGGAAUCAUACAUCGGAUUCAUUGAGACCUAUCAGGAUCCGAGUGGGCAACGGGCUUCCUUCGAAGGAUUCGUCGCGGUUGUUGACAAAGUGAAGAGUGCGCGUCUGGCAAAUCUUGUAGCGCAUGCAGAAGAAUUUCUACCACUGCUGCCUUGGAAGAAGGAAUUCGAGAAGGAUAAAUUCAUGAAACCAGAUUUCACUGAUCUAAAUGUGGUUGCCUUUGCCAAUGGCGGCGUCCCAGCAGGCAUCAAUCUACCAAACUACAAUGAAAUUCGACAGAACGACGGAUUUAAGAACGUCAACUUAGGAAAUGUCAUCGCCGCAACGUAUGCAUCGAAAAAAGUUCAGUUCCUGUCACCCGAAGAUGCAGCAAGUGUAAAACAGAAUAUUUUGGGCAUUCUGGAUAUCAUUGUCGGUUUACAUGAACUUCUGGGGCAUGGCAGUGGAAAACUCUUUAUGGAAUUUCCAAACGGGACGUUUAAUGCUAACGCAUCAGUUAUCGGGCACAUGCAAAUCGGCGAUUUUGGCUCGAUAAACAACUGGUAUAAGCCCGGCCAGACCUAUGAAUCCGUUUUCGGAAAACUAGCAUCCACUAUGGAAGAAUGUCGAGCGGAAAGUGUGGCCGUGCACUUGUCACUCUUCCCAGAUGUACUGAGCAUUUGGAAUAUCAACCAAUCAGAUGCUGAGCGCUGGGCUCACCUUGUUUGGUUGGACGAAGCCAGUCAGGGACUGGUUUCAUUGGCCGAAUACGAUCCCCUGUCCGACACUUGGGGAGAAGCCCAUGCACAGGGUCAUUUUGCCAUUCUGCGGGUUAUGCAGGAAGCCGGUGUGGCCAAUAUCAGUGUUACCACGGGAGAAGACGGCCGACCGGAUCUCUUGGUCACCAUUGACCGUUCGAAACUGUACACGGCUGGACGAGCUGCCAUUGGCCACUUUUUACUGGGGCUUCAAUAUUAUCGCAGUACAGGAAACGUAACGGGCGCCCAGAUAUUUUAUGAUCGCUACACCACGAUGAAAGGAGGCGAUAGUCCAGCUCUGAUGCAAUGGCAUCGAAUCUCCAUCGACCGAAAACAGCCCAGAUCACUGAUUGUUGAGCCCAACACGGUGAUUGGCAGCCCAGGACAGCAAGCAAACGUUGUGCUGAAAAAUUAUGAUGCUAAUGCCGAUGGCAUGUUACAGUCUUUCCGGGAUCGGUUUAGUGAUUUAAAACUAGAAGAAGAACUUUUUGCAAUUGCUAACCGAGACAGGCACCAUUAUGUUGUCUAAUAAUCUCUGUUUUUUAUGCACCCUGUCGCCUUUCUGGCACUAACAUCCAUAAGCAGUCAGAUUCAUUAUUGUUUGUUAUCUUUUUUGAGUCCAUAAAUGGAUUUGAACAGU